AUGUAUGUUUUUGAUACUAGCAAUGAUAUGAAGGAGCCUGCUGAGUGUCCAGCCUACGUCAGACCCGUGAACACUCCGCUCAGGGCCGAGGACGCCAACACUGCGCUCUGGCGGUCCUACGCGUUAGCCUCCGUCAACAGCCACACAAACGCUAGAGCAUUCGUCAAGAUCCUCUCCUGCUUCUCGCUCGGCGGCAAAUGUACGGUAGGCGGCUAUCUCCUGCUGUCGGCCGAGACGGCGAAACUGGCAUUUACGGAGCAUGUGAUUGAGACGGAUGUAGUGACAUGCCGGAGCGGGAGACGCGGACUCGGGAUACACCUCACCGAACCUGGGUCUGGGGUCGUUGAAUGCAAGCUGCCGGCGGGUAAUGUUGGAUGGGAUAACGGGUCGGGGCGGUUCGAUCAUGGUUGUGGAUAG
Molecule: messenger RNA, 417 nt
Organism: Colletotrichum costaricense
Lineage: Eukaryota; Fungi; Ascomycota; Sordariomycetes; Glomerellales; Glomerellaceae
Product: beta-lactamase
Exons: 1
Coding region: 1-417 (138 amino acids)
Source: RefSeq, a predicted model, not a curated record